AUGGCAUCGGCAGCUGGCUUUCAUGAAAUCGGGCCUGCCAGGCUUGAUGAAGAUGGCUUUGUGAAGGGACGGAAGGAAGGAAUGAGCGUGCAUGGCCCCGUUGGUGGCUUCCUGCCCUUCGGCAACGGAAGGCGGCAGGCACUCACUCCGCUUCGCCCGGCCCCUUACUCCGUUCCUGCUCCCGGAGCUUCAAAGUCGGCCGGCGUUGUGGACGGGUUCGUCUCCGAGGCGGUACCGUUUCAUACCGUUUCAAUUGGGGAAAUCAAGCAAUGGCCGGCGCGGACGUCAUCACCGACGAUCGCGGCGCCGGUCCCCUUUUGA
Molecule: messenger RNA, 321 nt
Organism: Colletotrichum costaricense
Lineage: Eukaryota; Fungi; Ascomycota; Sordariomycetes; Glomerellales; Glomerellaceae
Exons: 2
Coding region: 1-321 (106 amino acids)
Source: RefSeq, a predicted model, not a curated record